Messenger RNA from Auanema sp. JU1783, 2979 nucleotides. Lineage: Eukaryota; Metazoa; Nematoda; Chromadorea; Rhabditida; Rhabditidae. The record is from the annotation of a GenBank genome assembly.
AUGACAUGGGGCAUCAAAGCGGAGGCCUCUAUUGUCAUUUUAAUUUUAAUAAACACAUGUUUAUGUGGUCCACGGCCAGUUAAACAGGUAACUGUUCCUGGCCAGAUAAUCUUAGGUGGCUUAUUUCCUAUACAUGAAGCUGGACAUCAAGGAACAUGUGGAAAUAUUAAAGCUGACCAAGGUGUUCAACGAAUGAUUGCCAUGUUAUUUGCUUUAGAGCAAGUUAAUAUGAAAAGAGAAUUAUUACCUCAGGCUAGUUUGGGAGCUCAAAUACUUGACACAUGUUCUAUGGAUAGUUACGCUUUGGAGCAAUCAUUAGAGUUUAUAAAGAGUGUUAUGUCCAGCAGUGAAGGCGUCGUCUGUGCGGAUGGAUCAACGGCUUCAUAUCAACAUCAACCUAUUGUUGCUGUGGUUGGAGCAGCUGGAAGCCAAGUUUCUGUCAUGGUGGCAAGUAUGCUCCAACUAUUUAAGAUCCCACAGUUGUCGUAUUCGUCUACGGGAACGGAAUUAUCAGAUAAAACGAGAUUUGGUUACUUUUCUCGCGUCGUCCCACCGGAUAACCUGCAAGCUCAAGUGAUGGCACGCGUGGUCAAUGCUUUAGAGUGGACGUACGUACACGCAAUCGCAGACACGGGCUCCUACGGAGAACGCGGAAUGGAUUCGUUCCGUGCAGCCGCUACUGAUCUUGGAAUUUGUAUAGAUGGAGAUGUUGUAAAAAUUAGUAGAAAAUGGACAAUUCCUAUGUAUAAAGAAUUAUUAAUUCGUAUGAAAACUCAACGUAAAGCUCGGGGUGUUGUGAUGUUUGUCGAUGAGGAUAAUCUGAAAAGACUUCUGAAUUCGUUGGAUACGUUGAUAAUGGAAGGAAGAUCAGAAUAUGACGGAUAUUUUUGGUUUGUCGCCAGUGAUUCUUGGGGAAUUAAGCAGUCUGUUGUCAAAGAUCUAGCUCAUCGCACUGCGGGAGCUUUAACUAUAGCUCCAUAUACACGUGAAGAGAAGGGAUACUUAGACUAUUUUCGACGUUUAUCGCCAGUAGGGAAUGUUUUUCUUGAAGAAUAUUGGGAAAAAAUGAAAUGUGAUGAGAUUGAAGAUAUCAGUACAUUCGGUGAAUGUUUUGAAGGAAAGAACUUACCGUUGAAACAAGAAUCAUACGUGCCCUUCGUGGUGGAUACAGUCAAAGUCUUGGCUACAGCUAUCAGUAGAUAUAUCAAGCAAAUAUGCAAAUCUACUGCUUUUCAUCAUUGUUCACUGUCAACGACAGGCUUCAAUGGUUCCGUCCUACAAAGUCAUUAUCGAAACGUCAGUAUUGGAGAUGAUGAGAUGCCUAUAAUUGAUUUGAACGGUGAUGGCAUCGGUCGAUAUGAUGUUUUUCAACUUGACAAGAACGGAACAUACAAGAAAGUUGGAAAAUGGAGAGCAAACGAAGAUUUGUUUGAACUAAACGUUCCUUAUGUUCGCCGUGGCUUCAUUCGGAAUGGUUCGAGUAAUGAGAAACCUUUAUCCGUUUGCAGUACAGAAUGCAAAAGAGGACAUUACAGAGCCUACCAGGAUCAGACGUGUUGUUGGGCUUGUAUACCCUGUGAUAUGGCUACCAGUAUCGUUAUAAAUGAGACAAGUUGUAAAGAAUGUCCUAUUGGACAAGUUCCUGACCGGCAUUUAUCUAAAUGUGUUCCCAUCCCACCUGUCUCCAUGAGUUGGGAUUCUCCAUGGGCACUCAUACCUUCAAUUUUUUCUGUUAUUGGUCUGGCUUCAACAUUUUUCGUUGUGGCUGUAUUCCUCAAGUUUUCAAAUACACCAGUGAUUAUGGCUUCUGGCAGAGAAUUAUGUUAUUGUAUGAUGACAGGAAUAUCUCUCUGCUACGUACUAACAUUCUUCUUGGUCUCCCAACCGACAGUUCCAACUUGUGCCUUGACCAGAUUGGUUAUGGGUUUAUCAAUGUCCGGAAUAUAUGCUGCCAUCAUUACGAAAACCAAUCGACUGGCCAGAGUUUUUUCGCCCGAAAGUGCUCGAAGACCACGAUUCAUCACUCCAAAAGCUCAAGUUAUGAUAUGCUUAUCGAUUGUAUCAGUGCAGCUACUUGGCUCAUUAAUUUGGAUCAUUGUUGAUCCACCGGGUACUCGCAUAGUAUUUCCUAGUCGAACAGAAGCUGUCCUUACGUGCAAAGCAACAACUUCCCAUUUACUAGUCUCUCUGCUUUAUAAUUUAAUUUUGAUCGUUGCCUGUACAGUGUACGCGUUUAAAACUCGAAAAAUUCCUGAAAACUUCAAUGAAACUCGUCAUAUUGGAUUUACUAUGUACAGCACUUGCAUCUUAUGGCUUGCAUUUGGACCAAUUUACUUUGCGACACAAAACAACUUCCGUAUUCAAAUUACUUCAUUAUGUAUGACAGUCAGUCUCUCUGGUACUGUAGCUUUAAUUUGCUUUUUUGCUCCAAAAAUUUACAUCGUGCUCUUCCAACCUUAUAAGAAUGUCCGAACACGUCAAUCAGCAGUUGGUCGUCUUGUUAAUCAACAAAUGCGUUUCAUGAGUCAACUUACCUAUAAUCCCGACGGAUGUCAAACAACUGGUUAUCAACCAAUGUCGUCUAAUCCAUCCUAUCGUCCUGGAUCCGAGGAAAAUUCUCACGGCAGUGCAGUAGCAACGACAAUUCAGUCUCUACCUCCAACGUGCAUUGAGCAACUUGUAUCUAAUGGCAGCUUAAAGAAUGAUACAAGCGGAACAAGCUUAACGAAAAAGCUAUCAUUGCAAGAGCGUAAAAUAUCAGAAUCAGACAUACAAUCAGCGACUCAAAUGUCAGAUGUUCGUCGACGCCGUCCUAGUAGUAUGCAUAUCGUACCCGUAACAACAAAAAUCAACUUGACAAACGAAGGAAGUGAUCUUCCGGAUCUGAUUGUUUGCGAAGAAGUUGAACCAGAAUCUCCAACUCAAGUUGAACUGUUGCUCGAAGAAAUAGCUGGCGAUUCCGAAGCCACAUUUCUCUGA